Messenger RNA from Rhizopus microsporus ATCC 52813, 1279 nucleotides. RefSeq names its product WD40 repeat-like protein. Lineage: Eukaryota; Fungi; Mucoromycota; Mucoromycetes; Mucorales; Rhizopodaceae. The record is from RefSeq and is a predicted model, not a curated record. The transcript is spliced from 7 exons. The coding region runs from base 55 to 1263 and encodes 402 amino acids. Gene Ontology annotation, molecular function: protein binding.
GCCAGAUUAAACAUGUCAAAAAAAAAAAUACUUUUAUCUUUUCCAUAAAGACUCAUGGAACCAGGAAAGAAUAAACCAGAGCCUUUGCUAUUUGAGGAUAAUAUAUUUCAUCUUGAUCUUCAUCCAAGUAAUGACAUUGUUGUUACUGGCAUGAUCAACGGUCGUAUAAAAUGUUAUCAAUAUGGUUUAGAAGGUCAUAAACACCUUUGGACCUCAAAGACGUUCAAAAAGUCAUGUCGAGGUGUCUCAUUUUCAUUAGACGGAAAGAAUGUUUUUGGUAUUUCUAGAGAUAGAUCGAUCCAGAUCUUGGACACAGAAACAGGACAAGCUAUUCGCACACGACAAAACACUCAUGAGUCACCUAUUAAUUCUUUAUUGAUUAUCAACGAAAACAUGUCUGCCACUGGGGACGAUCAGGGUGUUAUAAAGAUUUGGGAUAGCCGCAAAGAUGAAGCUGUCAUGAUAUACACAGAACAUGAAGACUAUAUUUCACAAAUGACAUACAGCUAUUCAAACAAAACGUUGAUAGCAGUAGGAGGUGAUGGAUACUUGUCAACAUGGGAUAUUAGAAAGCCCGAUGUAGUAGCUAUGUCAGAUCAAAUGGAAGAUGAGUUGUUAUCGAUUGCUUUAAUGAAGGUAAAUAAGUCGAAAGUCGAGAGAAUAGCAACCAUUAAUUCCAUCGCAAAGAAUGAUAAGAAAGCAGUAGUAGGCACACAAGAAGGUGUACUCACCCUGUGGUCAUGGGGGGAUUGGGGUGACUAUAAUGAUCGAAUUAUCGGUCAUCCAAACUCAAUUGAUGCUAUAUGUAAAUUAGACGAAGAUACUAUUUGUACAGGAAGUAGUGAUGGUCUUAUUCGUCUAGUGGGUAUUUUACCAAAUCAAUUCCACGGUAUUCUGGGAGAUCAUGGCGAAAAUAUGCCUAUAGAAAACCUCAAGCUGAGUCACGAUAAGAAAUACCUUGUAUCUAGUGGCCAUGAUGACAAGUUGCAGUUUUGGGAUGUUGCUCAUCUAUUUCAAGAAGACCCCGGAAAAGAAGAAGAUAAUGAUACGACAGAUGAUAAUGAACAAGUUAAGCCAAUCGUCCCAUCAUUAGAAAAAACUGACGUCAAGGACGACGGAAAUGAUGACGAUGACGACAGCUGGGGAACAGAUUCUGAUGAAGAAACCACAAAACAAAAGAAACGUAAAAAGACACAAAAGAAAGAAGCAAGAAAGCCUAAAAAGAAGAAUACAAAAACUGCAGCCUUUUUCGCUGACAUGUAAAAAAAAAAUUUAAUAG